UAUUAACAGUGUUUAUUUUAAUAUGAUGUGUUUAUAAUGUUAGUAUCUUUAUGUAUUAAUAUCCAUUGUUUAAAUAUUAGAAAGUACGUUUGUUGGGUGAACAAGGGAAACUUUCGAUGCUAUCAGAACGAAUUAAGCUUUUAACACGUAUUUCCUAUACUCGCUUAAUGACCAAAUCCUUUAAUGCUCGUGUUCGUGGAACCAAAUACCGUCUUUAAGAGGGGUUCUACUGUCUCUAGAUUGCUGUUAACCUUCCUUCAAUAUCAUCCUCCUCGCAAGGAAUUCAGAGGUCGCCGUGUGGCUCAAAUUUUUGUUUGAGGUCUUUUGGUUUAACCGGGUGAGAACUCAAGAGACCAUAAUAGUCUCAUUUGCAAGGGUCACCUGGGUCACCCUAUGACCCAGAGAUUACAGCUGGGACCCUGGCUUCAAAAUCCAGCAGCCGCAUUGAACAUACUGUGUUAUCAAGUGUAGGGAGUUGAAGGACUCGGCUCGUUUCCCAGCUACUCCACAGAAAUAAGCAACAAAAAACCAUCACGAUAAAUGUAGUACUGUAUUUAAUUUUAGAUAAAUUCCAGCACUGAAAUGUUUAAAUAUCAGGUCGACUUAUUGUGAUGAACAUUAUGCUCAAGAUGGGUGGGAAUGUGCUACCCCCUACUGUGAAGCAGAGGUGUCUUGAAACGAUGUCAGUAUUGGCCUGAGCGAGCAGUUGCAGGGCUGCACCUUUUACCUUUAUCUUGAGAUGUAGCCGUAUAGUUUCCACUCGCCCUUAGAGGCAGAACAACUCAAAAGCUGUGACGAACCACAGACAACGCUGGAAGGCAGCCAGGCACUGUGCCAGAUGUAGAUUAAUCCACUUGCUGUACUGCCUUCUCCUGGCAAGCCAGGUUAUGGAAACCUGAAUGCCUACAGGAAGUGCGCUGAAUAACGUUUUCUUUCCAAUACACCACAACCCUUGCUGCUUCCCCAGCACUGAACUACAAGCCACGUGUGGGAUAGUCACCUCACAAACGCCGGUGUGCCCGAUUUUUUUGCGCAGAACAUCGAGAUCCAGGUGGAUUCAGCUAAGGCGUUGGCCGAGUCCCUGGACCGGGCGGCGGUGCCGGGAGCGCCACCAUACCUCAACACUCUGCUGCGCAUCCUGGCCACGCGCUGCAUGAUGCAGGCCAUCUACUUCUGCUCCGGCAUGGAGCCCGACACCCACCACUACGGGCUCGCCACCGCCAUCUACACCCACUUCACGUCGCCCAUUCGACGAUACUCGGAUGUGAUUGUGCACCGGCUGCUGACCGUGUGCGUGGGCGCCGACCCCACGUACCCGGCGCUCACCGACAAGCAGAAGCAGCAGCAGCUCUGCAACAAUCUCAACUACCGCCACAAUAUGGCGCAGUACGCCCAACGCUCGUCUGUAGCUUUCCACACGCAGUUGUUCUUCAAGAGCAAGGGAGUGGUGAGCGAAGAGGGCUUCGUGCUGUUUGUGCGCAAGAACGCCGUGGUGGUGCUCAUUCCCAAGUACGGCUUGGAGGGGACGGUUUUCUUUGACUCCAAAGAUCUCAAGCUCAACGUUACCUUCGACGAGGAGGUAGGGCAUGUGUUCACUUAACCGGGAGGCAUUGGCAUUUCCCGAACGGCUGAAUUCUGCAUUUAAACCCAGGACUGGCUUAAUGCACUGGGACCCAAGCCCCCUGACCAUCUCUGUACGAUUAGGUUUCUAUCAGACACACAGACACUUGGUUUAAGGUGGAAGAACGCAGUGAGAUACGAAGCUCCGUUUUUUUGCCAUUUGGCAGUGUGGACUAUUACAGAGGAAGUUACACCGGUGGAUACAUUAGAGUCGGAUGGCUCACAGGGCUAUACCAAAAUAAACUGAAACUGAAUUAAAUGAUGUAAAUGCGUUUCAAAUAUAAAACGGUCACAAUUAAAUGUGCUUUGGAAAUAACUGCCAUGACGGAGCCCGUAUUGUCACGGAGAGGACAUCACAUUAAAAAUACUGUAAAAUCCCUCAGAUCCGGAAGAAUUAUAGAGAAAAUUUAAUGCUUUCUGUAAACAAUGAGAAACUCGAAGGGCAGAAAAGUACUUGUAGAAUAAAAACAAAUGAGGGAAAUAGUAGUUGAUGCAAAAAAUGAUCUCUAGAUGGCAAAAAGCACAUUUGUGACCAGUGGAUCUGGUCCUUUCCAGCAUGCCUUGUAUGCCGCAUUACAUUGUCACUCUGCGUGGAUAAUGCACACAGCCUAAUUUGGACCAGAAGCUCAAAAGGGUCAACAUUUGCAGCCAUAUUUUAGGUAUGUUCUUAACUGCAAUUGUACACUCCAUAUAACCUAAGGGGGGUUGCAUCUACUCCUUAAUGAUGGCCAAAUAAGGCUUUAAAAUUCCUUGGCUGGCCCGCACAUCACGAUCCCUCGGUUGGUUUGGUCAUUGCAGCCAUCGGCUUCUCAUGCCUGGUUUUCAGCUCGCGGUGUUGUACGUUUGUGCCAUUUGUGUGUCCGCUGUCACAGAUUCCAGGCUACAACCCUGUGGAGUCCACCCCAUGGGGCUCGCCUUCUCCCCGGCCUAAGAAACCCAGACAGCACUAGUGUAUCGUGGAUGCGGUGUCAACAAGAUGUCGGAGGAGGUGCAUGAGUGGGCACACACUCUGGGUUUUACAUCUGCAGAGUUAAUUAAGUGUACAUUUUGCUCGCAAGCAGAGGUGAACAAUUGAAAAAAAAGCAGUGGCGGUUAUGAGAAAUGCUACCCUGAAGUAACAGACGGUUUGGACUCUGAAUUUGCAAUCCAGAGGUCACCGGUUCUUCGUUCUCCUGUCGCAGCGGUUCAAAUGGUAGCGCAAUUUUUUUUUUUAUUUAGAAUUUUUACCUUGCCAACCAGUACAAUCAGCCAAUUAAGGUGUAUACGCGUCAAGAUGUAUGAAAGGUUUAGGAUAUCUUAUGCCUCACUUCUUUGCCAGCCAAGACACUGACCCCCUUGUGAUGAAGGUGAUUUCACAAAAAUAUGGGUUACUGAAUCGGUGGUGUUUAUUGACUAACGCAGCAGUGUCCAACCCACAAAGCACUGUGAUCCAUUCUGGUAUAUCUCAACAUGUUCCGUGAUCUACCAGCAAUAUAUGACCAACAGUUACCCGGAUGGAUUUAACCGACUAAUAGAACACUGUAGACAUGCCAAGUGCUAGUGCGAUCUAUUGGUUUAAAAUAUAUAUUAUUUAUCCAUUAAUUCUUAAUCGGGGAUUUUGUUUUGCCAUCUGCUAUAACAAGAAUUGCUUUAUAUUAGAGGUGUUUAUUCCUAUUUGUCCCGAGAUCCACAAUCAAAAUCUUUUGCGAUCAUCCACACAUGGAUCGCGAUUCACAUAUCGGCUACCACUGAUCUAACAGUUGAAAACCAGUUUAAGACGUAGGCUUUCGCGACCAAUAUCCAUAACACUGGUUUUUUGGGUUAGAUCGCGUAAUAAAUAUUUAAAUGUCGG
This is a messenger RNA of Petromyzon marinus (sea lamprey), 3451 nucleotides long. The record is from RefSeq and is a predicted model, not a curated record. Lineage: Eukaryota; Metazoa; Chordata; Hyperoartia; Petromyzontiformes; Petromyzontidae.